Cryptococcus amylolentus CBS 6039 is the source of this 2390-nucleotide messenger RNA. RefSeq lists its product as hypothetical. Gene Ontology annotation, molecular function: GDP binding; GTP binding; GTPase activity. Lineage: Eukaryota; Fungi; Basidiomycota; Tremellomycetes; Tremellales; Cryptococcaceae. Gene Ontology annotation, cellular component: plasma membrane. The transcript is spliced from 7 exons. The record is from RefSeq and is a predicted model, not a curated record. The coding region runs from base 1289 to 2134 and encodes 281 amino acids. Gene Ontology annotation, biological process: small GTPase-mediated signal transduction.
CAUGUCUCUUCAUCUCGCUUCCUUCUUUCUCAUUCUGCAGCUGUCCCCACCGCCCACUACCACUCCAGCCCCCAUCUAGACAUCUCGGGUAGCCCUCCUGCACUUUGCACCUCUCCAUCUCAGCAGCACCACUUUCUUCUCUUGUUCACACUCCAUCCCCACUGUCGCCGACACUCUCAUCGCGACACUCCGGUCCAGCCCACCCCUACAACAGACCCGCCCGUAUUCUGACAGCACAUCCGCGCCUCCCAAACUUAAGCUAGCAUCCGCCUGUGUGAGUGUAAAUUCCUUGGUCCCGCUGUCACGUGUGUCUCUUUCAGUGUCGUAUGGGAUGCGCUGUAGGGGGACUCUGAGAGGUGACGGGCAGAGCGAGCUCUCAACUGUAGCACCGCCCACGUAUUGCGCCCCGCAGACGUCUGCGGGAGGUCAGACGAGCGGCUGGGAGACGGGCCAGGAGCGUAUCAACGCCGGGCGCUGGACUUGCUUGCGUAGGAUUGAAGACUUCUUCGGCUCUCCCUGGUAUAUUAAUGUGCCUCCCUGGUAUAUUGAUGUGCCAUAUUGGACAUCUCCGUGGUUUCCGAUCACUGUUGCUCUAUCCCCUCCACACAAGACACAAGUCUGCCUCUUCACAGCCUGUCUCGUCGAGAGCAGAAUGUUCUAGUGGCAAGCGAAGAGUGGCAAACGGAGCUUUUCUCUUCUGCCCUUUCGCCUCUCCAGACGUGGACAUUUGUGGGACACGCGGUUCCAUACGCGGAUCGCUCAAAGGCCCAUGGUAAACUACUCCUUUGCACAGUGAUAUGCCCCCGUGUAUCAGCCUGUCCUUUGCUCUGUGAACUCUGCCUUUGCUCGCUUGGUGGCUGUUUGGUCCUCAUGCUUCCCAUGAGGUAAUGUACGAGAACAGGGGGAUGAUAGAGUGAUCUUCUUCACCUGCGCCGCAUCUCUCAUACACAUGUUCUUUCAGAUCGUGUGAUGGGGCUUUCUACGUUGCCGGCGUCUCAGGUGUGCCAAAGGCGUUGUUGAAGAUGGCCAAAGCUACUUAACAGAAGCAUGUUUGCCACUGGACUGUUUACGCAAGUCUUUCCAUUGUCCAACGCGAUCCAGUGGCAACUUUGCGCUUUCGUGCUUUACUCUGCUUCGACUACCCGAGACACGAGCCUUGCGUCCAUCUGCGACCUCGCUUGCCCACUUGCUUGGCAAGACCCCUUCUCCCCGGCGGCGUUUGAUCAGCGAUCUGCGAUCGGGGGUGCCGAACCAAACAAUUUCAUCCGCUGACCAUAAAAUCUUUCCGAUGCCCUCUCCACGAUCCAUCAACCUCCCCCUCAUCGUUCCCCAUACCCCCUCUUAUCGACAACACCCCAAAUCCCUCCCCGAACCACCUUCCCCGGACGAUCCUGCUAUCACGCGACCGAACUAUUUCUCUGCUCUCUCCAUCUCGCCACACUGCAAUCCUGCACUCUCGUCUCGGUCGCGGGCACCACGCUUGCCUCCUGUCGCUGUAUAUUCUGACUCACCGACUCUUGAAUCGGAUUCAUUUUUUAGUCCAUCAGAUUCAGAAACAAUGUCUUCUACGUCAGCUUCCGGUCCUCUCAAGCGCAAGGUCGUCAUCAUGGGAUCCACCUCAGUCGGCAAGACCUCUUUGACCCAACAGUACAUUGCUCCUCCCACGUACACUGCAUCUUACUAUCCCACCAUCGAGGACACGUCCCACAAGAUCGUCAAGCACAAGGGUGUAGAGUACGAUAUGGAGAUCAUUGAUUCUGCUGGUUUGGAAGAGUACUCUUUGUUCCCUGGCAAGUACGCCGUCGGCGUCCAUGGGUACAUGCUUGUCUACUCUAUCGCAUCGCGGCAGUCAUUUGACAUGGUGCCCACGAUCUACGACAAGAUCCUCGAUUACGCCGGAUUAGAGAGCGUGCCCCUUGUCAUCGUUGGCCAGAAGACGGAUCUGAGGGACCAAAGAUCCAUCACCAAGGAUGAAGGCGAAGCGCUGGCCAAGAAGCUCCAUGCUGGUUACGUGGAGUCGAGUGCCAAGGACAAUAAUAAUGUCGGCGUCGCAUUUGAAAUGCUUCUCAACGAGAUGCAGAAGGUGUACAACCCCGAGCCGGAGAAGAAGAAGUCCGGCUGGUGGCCCUUCUAAUCUCGGAUGCUUAUGGUAUCUCUCUAUCAUUCUUCCCGUCGAUGGCCCAACCUUGUGUCAUUUGUCUAUUUCAGUCGCCCUUCCUGCUCCCUUCUAAUCUAAUCGUAUCGCUCUUUGCUUUUGUAUGUGCCAUCACCGUCUCUCCCCUAUAGUCGACUAGCUACUCUUCUUUCCCUCUUUGACUGCAACUUCAUCGUGACCGUCCCCGUGACGCAUCCUAAUCAUGUGAAUUCUCAGUCAUGCACAAUAGAUUUCU